Molecule: messenger RNA, 1710 nt
Organism: Phragmites australis (common reed)
Lineage: Eukaryota; Viridiplantae; Streptophyta; Magnoliopsida; Poales; Poaceae
Exons: 5
Coding region: 123-1298 (391 amino acids)
Cellular component (GO): mitochondrial outer membrane
Molecular function (GO): ATP hydrolysis activity; ATP binding
Source: RefSeq, a predicted model, not a curated record
CAGAACGAAAUCCCCCCAGAAAGAAACCCACACCCCUCCUCCCCGUCGUCUCCUCCCCUUUCCCCUCCACGAACUCCUUCCGCCGCAAGCCAAAACCAUCGGAUUCAUUCCUUGCCGGGACAAUGAGGUCGUCGGAGUCGGAGUCGCGGUUCGUGCAGGAGCUGGUGCUCUACGCGGCGAGCGCCGCGCUCAGCUGCCUCGUCCUCUUCGCCGGCCUCCGCCAGCUCGACCCCAACCGCGCUGCCUCCCAGAAGGCGCUCCAGCAGAAGAAGGAGAUCGCCAAGCGGCUCGGCCGCCCCCUCAUCUCCACCACGCCCUACGAGGAUGUGAUUGCGUGCGACGUCAUCAACCCGGACCACAUCGACGUCGAGUUCGGCUCCAUUGGCGGCCUUGACCACGUCAAGCAGGCGCUCUACGAGCUCGUCAUCCUGCCCCUGCGCCGCCCCGAGCUAUUCACCUUCGGCAAGCUACUCAGCCCGCAGAAGGGCGUGCUCCUCUACGGCCCGCCUGGCACCGGAAAGACCAUGCUGGCCAAGGCCAUUGCCAAGGAGUCCAGUGCCGUCUUCAUCAAUGUCAGGAUAUCCAAUCUCAUGAGCAAGUGGUUUGGCGAUGCGCAGAAGCUCGUGGCCGCUGUUUUUAGUCUUGCUCACAAGCUCCAGCCUGCUAUUAUCUUCAUUGAUGAGGUUGAUAGCUUCUUGGGGCAGCGACGGACAACGGACCAUGAGGCCAUGACUAAUAUGAAGACGGAGUUCAUGUCCCUCUGGGAUGGUUUCACCACCGAUCAGAAUGCUCGUGUGACGGUCCUUGCUGCAACAAACAGACCUUCUGAGCUAGAUGAGGCCAUCGUCAGGCGCUUUACUCAGAUAUUUGAAAUUGGAAUUCCUGUUCAAAGUGAAAGGAGCAAGAUACUUCAGGUUGUAUUGAAGGGAGAAGAUGUCGAGCCUAAUAUUGAAUACGAUCACAUUGCAAGAUUGUGUGAGGGCUUCACUGGAUCAGACAUCCUAGAACUGUGCAAGCAGGCAGCAUUCUACCCUAUCAGGGAGCUGUUGGAUAAUGAGAAAAACGGGGGGAAAUUAGAUAAACCUAGACCCUUGAGACAAUCAGACCUGGAGAGAGCCUUAUCAACAUCUAGAAAGGGUAAGAAGGCUGCAAGUAUGGGAUUACAGCCACCCGUGUGGCUUCGGCCGUCAGAUUCAGAAGAUGAUCAGGUACAGAGCGCAAUCUUAGAGAUAUCUAAGCUGAUGUCCCAAAUAGUUCAGAACAGUCAGUCAGAACCGCAAGAGCCUUCUUCACCUUAGUCUAAUCCUUUUGCUAGAUCUCGUGAAAAUCUGCAGUGGAGUAAGCGCAAGCAUUACCUCGAUAUCGUUAGGUUUUCUUGUGCAGCUCGAAAGGUUCAGCACAUGUAUUAAUAAUGUCUUUUGCUUGGCGAGGCUGCACGGGUUUUUGAAGCUAAUUGCAGCUGGCAAGCUUGCACUGAUGCUUAAGUUUAUUCAAAAUUAUAUGUUCCUGUGCGCCAAAAUUCAAAAUUCUGUUCCAAUUUUUAAUUUAACUACUUUAGCGUAGACGCUAUACAUAAUGAAGAAAAAAGCUCUUCCAUUCCAACGUUCACAAACGUAUUUUUGUCUGAUUAUUUACAUUUAUUUAUAUCUGUCAAAGAGAAAUUAUUUCAUAACGCAAACUGUUGAUCCUUGAAAAGAGAUAUUACGAUGA